Messenger RNA from Scomber scombrus (Atlantic mackerel), 1434 nucleotides. RefSeq names its product MOB kinase activator 3A (gene mob3a). Gene Ontology annotation, biological process: signal transduction; positive regulation of protein phosphorylation. Gene Ontology annotation, cellular component: nucleus; cytoplasm. The transcript is spliced from 4 exons. The record is from RefSeq and is a predicted model, not a curated record. Gene Ontology annotation, molecular function: protein kinase activator activity. The coding region runs from base 373 to 1023 and encodes 216 amino acids. Lineage: Eukaryota; Metazoa; Chordata; Actinopteri; Scombriformes; Scombridae.
UCGGUACACUUUUCGUUUAGCAGGGAGGAGUCAGCCGCUAGUUUCUUUAUUAAAGUGACAUGUUUUAUUGAAUUAACAGUAAUUCACAUAACAUGAAUCGCACCGUCUCUCCAUAAUGUAGUCUGCCUAUGUCGACGUAACGCUAUCGAUCAGUAACCGGACAGUUUUUCGGUAAAAUAUCGACGGAAAACUGGCGGAACAGGAAGGAGGAACAACAAGAUCUCACACAGAGUCGAAACAAGUAACAAAAGACAAUCCAUAACAAAAACUCUGCACUGGUUGUUUACACAACCUUUUGACUGCUUCCAUUUCAACAGUAAAUAAUUCACCAGAAGCAUUCAAACAAAUCACCCACUGCCACCACAUGCAACCAUGUCCAUGGCCUUGAAACAAGUCUUCAACAAAGACAGGACAUUCCGGCCCAAGCGCAAGUUUGAGCCCGGGACGCAGCGCUUCGAGCUGCACAAGAAGGCCCAGGCGUCUCUGAACGCGGGGCUGGACCUGAAGCAGGCCGUGCAGCUGCCCCACGGGGAGGACCUCAACGACUGGGUGGCUGUCCACGUGGUCGACUUCUUCAACCGCAUCAACCUCAUCUAUGGCACCAUAAGCGACUCCUGCACCGAUCAGACCUGCCCCGUAAUGUCUGGCGGGCCCAAGUACGAAUACCGCUGGCAGGAUGAGAACAAGUACAAGAGGCCGACUGCUCUGUCGGCCCCCAAAUACAUGAGUCUGCUCAUGGAUUGGAUCGAGGUACAAAUCAACAACGAGAACAUCUUCCCCACCAACAUUGGUACUCCAUUCCCUAAGACCUUCAUGCAGGUGGCUAAGAAGAUUUUGUCUCGUCUGUUCCGGGUCUUUGUUCACGUCUACAUCCACCACUUCGACCGUGUGAGCCAGAUGGGGGCCGAGGCUCACGUCAAUACCUGCUACAAGCAUUUCUAUUACUUCGUCACUGAGUUUAACCUCACCGACCACAAAGAGCUUGAGCCUCUGAAAGAGAUGACCUCUCGGAUGUGCCACUGAGGGAGAACAGCUGACCUGUGGACUUACACCGGGCAAACACAUCCGUCCAUCUAGAAGACUGCAGCGGAGAACUUAAAGAACAAAUGAAUUCAAAAAAAGAGUCUAUUUUUAUAUUUAAGUACUGUAAUCUAUUUUAGCUGCAUACUGUAGGUUUUAACCAAGAACCAUGUCAUGUGAGGUGUUCUGUUCCUUUUAAAAAAGUUUUAUCAGUAACAUUUUAUCAGAGCACAGUAUUAAGAGGUUGUAUGUUCAUGUUGAUGUUUUGUUUUCUAUUUUACUUGACUCUUGAAUCAUUCCAGGAUGCUUCUUUCAUUUCCUUCUGUCUAAAAAGAUCUAAAAUUAGUACGAUAUGUUACUGUACAUCGAUAAAUUCCUUAUGUUGUUACAUUAAAAUCCUCUACUCUGUUAUAA